Diorhabda sublineata is the source of this 2030-nucleotide messenger RNA. It is a transcript of the gene ohgt, whose product is annotated as protein cereblon. The transcript has 11 exons. The coding region runs from base 349 to 1680 and encodes 443 amino acids. NCBI's taxonomy places the organism in Eukaryota, Metazoa, Arthropoda, Insecta, Coleoptera, Chrysomelidae. The record is from RefSeq and is a predicted model, not a curated record.
GAGACGCAGUCAACACGUGUCAGGGCGGCACAGUUUCUGUAACUCUCGUUGUCUAAUGGGACCGCGCGAAUUGAGAGGCAGAGCAGGGCGGGGCAGUACUCCGCUGGACGUGGCCUACAGUGGUUCAGGGAAAAUGGAAUCUAGUGAAGAAAAAUUGAUUGAACUAGUGCAAAACCACCACCCAGUGUUAUAUAAUACAAGUGAUUCGAACUAUUUGAAAAUUUAAUCGAAACAAGAUAUUUGGACAACGAUUGCAUACGAACCUAAUUUAAAGAACGAUUUUUCUAUGUUUGUGGUAAAAUGGAGAACGAUUUAAUGAAAAUUUACAAAUAAAUCCAAAGAAUUAUAAUGUCACAACCUGAACAACAAGGUUGGGAAAAUGAUGAAGAUGAGCCAGAUAAUGUGCCUUCUGCUGAAAUAGAGAAUGGACAUGUUACAUCUAAUACGGAAGAUGAAUCGGAAACUUCUGAGGAGGAAAAUCCAACAACCUCCAGAGAAGGUGAUUUCGAUACAGACUUACCUACAAUUCACAAGUACCUUGGAAAACUGGAUAAUGUCAGAGGUUACACUCUUUAUGAUGAUGGACAAAUAAUUAGUAUUCUUGCAAUUUACACAACAACCAUGGUAUUUCCAGGAUUUACGUUACCUUUAGUUAUAAAUAUGUAUAUGGAAACCUCCAUUUUGAAAGAAUUCCUUGAGAAAAAUAAUGUGUUUGUUUUACUGUGUGCCAAUGCUACUUUUAAUGGCAUUCAUAAUUAUGGAGUAACUAUGGAGGUAUUUGAAACACAAGAAAGAUAUAAUGUCCUUAACAUUAAAGCAAGAGGAAGACAAAGAUGCAAACUUGUACCAAAUGCUGAAAUAAGGAGUUUAACUGGUAGACUGAAACGUGUGACUGUACAGAUAUUAGCUGAGCCAAAAGUUUUAACUCCACUAUGUGAUACACAGCUAUUGAGUUUGAAACAGAGGAGACUGUAUAGUUCUAGAAGUUAUGAUGAUGUAGAGAAAAAUUAUAAAUUCAGAAGGUAUCAUUUGGCCCAAUACCCUUUAACAUCUUGGAUAUAUGAUAAAAAUGAGGCAAGUUACUAUGUAAAGUUGAUUCUUGAUUCUCUAGCACAUUAUGUGGGAGAAUAUAUCCCGGAAGACCCAAUUAAACUUAGUUAUUGGUUUGUACAAAAUUAUCAGUUAAGCCAUGAAGAACGAUUACAUAUUUUAUCAUUGAAUUCUGCAUUAGAGAGAUUGAAACUUGAGUACAAAUAUCUGAAAUUGGACCGAAGUAUGUGUUGCAAUAGUUGUGGAGUCCAUAUAACAGAUCCCAGUAAAGUAUUUGCAAUGUCUAAAGAUGGUAUCCAAAGUAAUUAUGUGAAUCCAGGUGGGCAUGUUUAUGAAACAGUCACAGUUACAUCAGCUCAAAAUUUUAAGUUGGAAGGACAACCAUCAAAGCAAUUUUCGUGGUUUCCUGGCUAUGCAUGGACAAUUAUGCAGUGCAACAGCUGCCACAACCAUCUGGGUUGGCAAUUCACCAGUAAUACCUUACGUCCCAGAUGUUUCUAUGGUUUAGCAAAAGUAGGUUAUAAAGUUGUUAUAACUAACAGAAGUAAUUCAUCAGAUGAAUUUCUAGAAUUAAUUAACUCUAGGACGAUAAGCUUUUCAAAUGAUUACAUAUCUAUUGUACCCAUAUAAAGAAGAUAUGCUGAUUGGCUUGGAAUCAAUUAUUCAAUGGGCAUUUCAGAUAGUAUCCUGUCAACUUCUUAUACCUAGUUAGUUACUGUAGAAGGAAACUAUUCACUCAUUUCAUUUUUGAGAACGAAACUGGGAAUUUGAACAGUUUUGUUUCAAUUUAAUAUGUUAUUAUAUGUAUAUUUAUAGCAUGUAAUAUAGUUGAAAUUAUUUAUCACAAUAAAAAUUUAGUUUAUUAUACAUUUUUAUUGCAUGAACCUGUAAUGCAAAAAUUUCCAUUUGUUACUCAAUAAUAAUAUGUAAUAAUGAUUUGAAAUUUCUACAAUAAAUACAUUUUAUAGUCUAAAGAGUGA